Molecule: messenger RNA, 690 nt
Organism: Falco peregrinus (peregrine falcon)
Lineage: Eukaryota; Metazoa; Chordata; Aves; Falconiformes; Falconidae
Gene: UPP2
Product: uridine phosphorylase 2
Exons: 6
Biological process (GO): uridine catabolic process
Cellular component (GO): cytosol
Molecular function (GO): uridine phosphorylase activity
Source: RefSeq, a predicted model, not a curated record
AUAGCGGGGUGUUUUCCUUACAUUUUCUGCAGGGUAUCACUUUCAGCUGACUCUGGUAGAGCCGCUAUGACCAAAACAAUAGGUUACUCCGGCAGUGGGCUCGUCCAUGUUAAAAACCCACACUUGGUCUCGAUGGAGGAGGACAUCCUGUAUCACCUGGACUUGGGAACGAAGACGCGCAACCUGCUGGCAGUGUUCGGGGACAUAAAGUUUGUCUGUGUUGGUGGAAGCCUGAAGAGGAUGAGGGCAUUUGCCCAGUUCAUGCACUAGCAGCUGGGACUGACGGGUGAUGGGGAGGACCUGGCAGACAUGGGGAUGGACCCGUACACCAUGUACUGGGCUAGGCCAGUGCUCUCAUCAGCUGAAAAAAAGUUGGAGUACUUAAAAAGAGCUUAUGAUGCUGGUGUGAGGAACAUUGAAAUGGAGUCCACGGCAUUUGCUGCCCUGUGCGGGCUGUGGGGCCGGGAAGCUGCCGUUGGCUGCAUGGCCCUCCUGGGCCGCCUGGAAGGGGACCAGACCCAGGCGCCCCGCGAGGUGCUGUGGGAGCGCCAGCAGCGGCCCCAGCGCCUGAUCGCAGCCUUCAUCCAAAAGCACCUGGGGCUGCACCCUCCAGCAGGAAAAGUGCUUUUCUCCACAAACCGAUGGGAUGGAGAUCUCUUUGCAUUUGGCAUAAAGCCGAAACCCAAGUAA